AACAACCAUCGCCCAGACCGACGAGGACGGAAAGAGGGGUGCAUCAUGAAGGAGGCGACGAGAAAGCUGGCAACGGACAUCUUUGUCUUUGCCGUCAGCAAUGUGGCCUUCUACUUCGCCUUCAAGACGAUCAUGAAGUCCAUGGACCCUAAUCGUCAAAAGCGACUCGAUGCCAAGAAGCAGAGCGACGACAAGCUUGAGAAGCUGGGAGUAAAGGGGACUCUCCUGAAUCUGACCGAGUACGAGGAGCAGAUCGCCACGGAGCUUAUCUUGCCCGCGCAAAUCAACGUCGAUUUCAAUUCGAUCGGAGGCUUGGAUCCCAUCAUCUCAUCGCUGCAAGAGAGUGUCAUUGCGCCGUUGUGUUAUCCAGAGCUUUUUGCUGGUGCUAGCGGUCGCAACGGUCUCCUGGGUGCACCAAAGGGCGUCCUGCUCUUCGGACCUCCGGGCACAGGCAAAACAAUGCUGGCGAAGGCCCUGGCAAAGGAGUCUGGAGCUACUUUCAUCAAUAUGCACGUCUCCACGCUGACCAACAAGUGGUUUGGCGAGUCCAACAAGCUAGUCGCUGCGCUCUUCAGUCUGGCACACAAGCUUCAGCCGAGCAUCAUCUUCAUCGAUGAGAUCGACUCCUUCCUCAGAGAAAGAGCCACUGGCGACCAUGAAGUCACAAGCAUGAUGAAGGCAGAGUUCAUGACGCUUUGGGAUGGUCUCACUUCGUCUUCGGAUCGAAUCAUGGUGCUGGGCGCCACGAAUCGUCCAAAUGACAUCGACUCUGCCAUCCUCAGACGCAUGCCCAAGCGCUAUGCGGUCCGCCUUCCAGACCCUUCCCAACGGCGCAAGAUCCUCGAGAUCAUGCUCGCAGACACCCGGCUCGACCCGCGCUUCGACUACGACGAAGUGGUCCGGCGUACCGAGGGCUACAGCGGCAGUGAUCUCAAGGAGGCUUGCCGGAAUGCAGCCAUGCAGCCAGUGCGAGAAUAUAUGCGGAGCGCAGAGGGUAGGAAACAGAUCAGCAGCAACUCGAGACGAGGAUCUUCUGAUUCUCCUGUGGCAUCCUCGCCCCCGACACCCACCAAAAGCUUUCAAACAAGACCGAUCUCGAACCGUGACUUCUUCGUCUCAGAUACCGCGACGGCGGCCACGACGCUGAAGCCAGCUCGCCUUAUUGGCGAGGACCCUUUGGACUGAGACAGGUCUCAUUCCGGCCAUACUCUCCUUCUCCACGAUAGACGCCCUAUCUGAUGGACGAUGUUAAUUGUCCAUGUACUGUAAAACAUUCAAUUACUGCUCGCUAAUGGAUGAAAAAGAGGGGACACACCUAUGAAGCCACUGGUGACAUUGUAUCUU
This is a messenger RNA of Acaromyces ingoldii, 1344 nucleotides long. RefSeq names its product putative MSP1-intra-mitochondrial sorting protein. Gene Ontology annotation, cellular component: mitochondrial outer membrane. Lineage: Eukaryota; Fungi; Basidiomycota; Exobasidiomycetes; Exobasidiales; Cryptobasidiaceae. The record is from RefSeq and is a predicted model, not a curated record. Gene Ontology annotation, molecular function: ATP hydrolysis activity; ATP binding. The transcript is spliced from 4 exons. The coding region runs from base 46 to 1185 and encodes 379 amino acids.